Molecule: messenger RNA, 2182 nt
Organism: Coregonus clupeaformis (lake whitefish)
Lineage: Eukaryota; Metazoa; Chordata; Actinopteri; Salmoniformes; Salmonidae
Gene: vrk3
Product: VRK serine/threonine kinase 3
Exons: 15
Biological process (GO): peptidyl-serine phosphorylation; signal transduction
Cellular component (GO): cytoplasm; nucleus
Molecular function (GO): ATP binding; protein serine/threonine kinase activity
Source: RefSeq, a predicted model, not a curated record
AAUAAUAAUAAUAAUAAUGAUUUCGGUUAGAGUUUAGGGUAGGGACUUCCCGAGCAUUCCGGCUAGCACUAACCCUUUGACAUUUUCACUUAUCACUCGUCUACUAGCUAACAGGAACCUGAUCCAGUAACCUCGCAUAAGUAUUCUUUCUCACUUCACCUCCAGGUCUGCUAUAUUCUAACGAUGCUCCUCCACUUCUGCCCCCAGUGUGGCACCAAGCUGCAGCCUGGCUUCCGGGUCUGCCCCUCUUGUGGGGACAAGCUGCCAUGUGCUGUGGACACCACUGGACCCCUGGAGGCUGUGUCCUCUGGAGUCCUUCAGCUUAACGUCACUGAUGGCGUAACCAACAUUACAGCCAACACUAGCACUCCAGCUACUGGCACAGCUGACUAGCGGGGACGCAGGAGGUAUGUGGUCAAGUUGUGGGGGGAUUUUUUGCGGUUGACACAGGGCCUCAUCUGCGCCACCACCAGCCCUGUGUCGACCCGCCCCCCACUGCGUAGGACCCGUAACUCUGCCCCCACGGCCCGGAGCGAGUAAACUCCUAGUAGUAUAGCCAGUCCCCCUGUCACUGCCUCCCCAAAACAUGCUGCAGAUCAAAGCCCCAAAACAGUGAUGUCUCCACGAAGACGACGUACUGUCACCCCAAAAGUGGAACAGAUUAAAGAGGAAGCGUCUGUGAAGCUGGCUUCACCUGUCUCUUCACCUCUCCCCAGGUCCCCCUCCACAGUCAAGGGGAAAGUGAAGAAGGGCAAGCGGGCAUGUGCUGUGGAGCCACUGCAGGAAGGGGAGGAGCUUUGUGACACAACAGGCAGGAAGUGGAGGCUGGUGAAACUGUUGAGUCAGAGCGAAGCUGAGCUGUUCUAUGGAGUCCAGCAGAACGGGCCAGUUGCCAAUUCCGGUGACUACAAACACAUGCUCAAACUAGGAGCUAAAGAUGGGAAGUUCUUUAAUGAGCAGAACUUCCUACAGAGAGCUGCCAAGCCCUCAUCAGUUGACAAGUGGAUAAAGCACGCCAAGAUGGACUUCCUUGGGAUUCCUUCCUGUGUAGGAUUUGGUCUUCAUGCAGACUCCUACAGGUUUUUGAUUUUCCCCAGCAUGGGCCAAACUCUUCAGUCUUUCAUGGAUGAGGGGGAGGGGAUCCUGUCUGAGAAAGUGGUGCUUCAGCUGGCCUGCAGAGUAUUGGAUGUGUUGGUGUUCAUCCAUGAAAAUGAGUAUGUUCACGCAGACAUCCACGCUGAAAACAUCUACAUCAGCCCAGCACAACAAACACCGGUAUACCUUGCAGGGUACUGCCAUGCUUUCCGCUACUGUCCUGGUGGCCGGCAUGUGGAGUACCGCGAGGGCAGCCGAACACCACAUGAAGGAGCCAUAGAAUUUAUAAGCCUGGAGUCUCACAGGGGAGCAGGUCCAUCUCGGCGUAGUGACCUGCAGGCUUUGGGCUAUUGCAUGCUGCGCUGGUACACAGGGGCACUGCCCUGGACCUCCCUCACACACACACCAGCCCGCGUUGCCACGGAGAAGGAGAGGUACAUGGAGGACGUUCCAGGUCUCCUAAAUCACUGCUUCGGACAAAAGAAAGUCUUGAGUGCGCUGCAGGUGUACCUGUCUCAGGUGAUGGCUCUGCAGUACUCUGACCAGCCGGACUACAAGGCUCUGAGGGCAGGCCUUAGUGCAGCUCUGCAGAAGCUGGGAGGGUCACUGGAGCAACCCCUAGACCUGCAGAUUAAAGCCAUUGGAGGAAGAUGAUCCUUUGGGAUGAAAAUAUACUAAUGGGAUUUUUAGCCAACUGUUUUUAAAAUGCUGACUUCAUGACUGUAUGUGGCGUGAGUCCUGCUGUGUUUUUUAUUCUGCUGGAAGCCACUCAAGGAGGAGCUUGUGAAGGUGUUUCAUUAUGUUCACUGGAGGUUCAGUGCACACCCCCUCAUGGUUAUUCCAGGUUAGUGAGCACUGCUGUACUGUGUUAUUGUCAGCACUGGUUGGCGAUGUGGCAGUGAGUGGGUAGUUAAUGUUUAGCCUAUACAUUUUAUAACAAAGACCCUUUGGUCAGGGGGGUAAUGAUUGUAAGUAUAAACAUUUGCAUUGUUCCAGUUACGUUUUAUAGAUGUUCAUGAUAUGCAUUUUAGGUGAUGAUCCUGAUCACAGGAUAAUACUUUGUUAUUAAAGCGCUUUUAUUAAUUCA